This is a messenger RNA of Funneliformis caledonium, 204 nucleotides long. Lineage: Eukaryota; Fungi; Glomeromycota; Glomeromycetes; Glomerales; Glomeraceae. The record is from the annotation of a GenBank genome assembly.
AUGUCUUGGUUGGGAAUAGGUGAAAAUUCUGCAGGUACAGUAUUUGGAGUUUUCGAAUUGCCAAAUAAAAAUUUAGAUGGUAAACGAAUAUUUGGCAAUUUACCGUGCAAUGUUCGCAUAUUUUCGAUAUUUGCUGUCAGAUUUCAGUUCGUGCCUAGUGGAGUAUUAUUUUCUCGAACUUCAGAAGGUGUUCGAGCAUGUGGA